Messenger RNA from Macadamia integrifolia, 1011 nucleotides. RefSeq lists its product as uncharacterized. The coding region runs from base 1 to 1011 and encodes 336 amino acids. NCBI's taxonomy places the organism in Eukaryota, Viridiplantae, Streptophyta, Magnoliopsida, Proteales, Proteaceae. The record is from RefSeq and is a predicted model, not a curated record. The transcript has 4 exons.
AUGGAAAAUCCAGACCACAUUAUUUUACGUUGCCCCUUUGCUGAGGCUGUCUGGUUUGGUUGCACACUUUCAUUUAAGGUUCCAACUCAUGGAGAUUAUUCUCUCCAACGAUGGAUUGGUGAAUGGAACAAUGUUCAGAUGAUGAGGAAGAACCAAAUCAAGCUGUACCCGCUUCUUCGCAGCCAUGACCUUCUUGGAUUCAUUGAUGACAACUCUACUUCUCCUUCACCUAUUAUCACUCUUGCCGAUUUGACAACCCCCACAACCAAUUCGGCAUAUGUGGACUGGGUUAGCAAGGAUCAGAUGGUUCAAAAAACUUCCAAGGGGGAUAAGACUGUCUCUACCUACCUUAAAGAAGUCAAAUAUAUUGCUGACCAAUUGGUUGCAUCCAACAAACCUCUCUCCAAUGAGGAAAUGUAUGCCAAUGUAUUUCGUAACCUAGUUUUGGACUUCAACGACGUUGUGGCUGCUCUUGCCACCAAAUCUAAAGCCAUUUUUUUGUCAGACUUGCAUCGCCUUUUUAUCAGCCAUGAGUUGCGACUAAAGGCCGCUCAAAUUGUAGUUGAGGCUAAUGCUCAUCAGGUGCGAUUACACGAUAUUGCUCCUCACCAUAAUGGCUGCAUUGAUGAUCGCAAGUCCACGAGUGGAUUUGCAAUUUUUAUGGUUGUGAAUCUUAUAUCCUGGUUGGCUAAGAAGCAACCAAUCAUUUCUUGGUCUUCAACUGAAUCUGAAUAUCGAGCUCUAGCCAAUACCACUACCGAACUUGUUUGGCUCACCUCCCUUGUACAAGAGCUUGAUAUUCAAGAUUCUCAACCUCCUAUUCUAUGGUGCGAAAACUUGGGUGCUACUCAUCUCAAAGUAAAUUCAUUGUUCCUUGCUCGCACCAAGCAUAUUAAGGUGGAUUUUCACUUCAUCCGUCAUUUUGUCCAACAGGGGGACCUCAGGGUCAAGUUCAUCUCUACCAAAUAUCAAUUGGCAAAUAUCUUCACUAAGCCACCCUCCACCACUUGA